CUCAAAUGUUGAUGGAUAAAGAAUAUCUAUCUCAGCCACAAACUGAAAACUGCACCUUACAGAUUUUUGUGAGAUUCCUUGAGUACCAGACUGUGGAAGUUGACACAAAGAGUCUCGUCUUAAUAAGUCGUCUGCUAGCCUCCAUUGAGUGGACGGAUCCUGAUUUGGCGUGGAACGCGUCACUUUACCAACAUGAUGAAGUCAUCCUGCCAGUGGAUAAAAUCUGGGUCCCAGAGCUCCAUGUCACCAACGGAAUAACAACCGAAAUGUCUCACGCCUCCCCUGAUCUGCUGGCUUACAGUAAUGGCACAGUGAUGCACGAUGUGAUCAUAAACGCACAGGUGAUCUGUAAAGUCAACCUGUUCAACUAUCCCUUUGCCAGCGAUAAAUGUCCCGUUGCCAUCCAAGGCUGGUCGGGGAGGACGGGAUGUGGCACGCAUCUGGUAUUCGAUCAAUUAAAGCCGAUUUUGGGGUCCAGUGGAGAUUGGAGUACUGACAAUGCAACCCUCCAGAGACAGAGAAGUGACCGCAAUUACAUCCUGGUGUCGUUGAGCGUCAAAAGUACCGGACCCUUCAUGACGUUGGUGCUGCCCAGCAUUCUGAUCAUCAUAGCCGACGUGGCCAGCUUCGCUCUGCCGCUGGGAGGUGAACGCAACGGUUUCAAGGUCACUCUGGUGCUGAGCUUCACCAUGUUCCUCAUCAUCCUCAACGACGAGCUCCCGGGAGACGGCGAGUGCAGGCCCAUCAUCCGUCUCUACUUCUGCAGCUGUCUGGUCAUCCUGGUGGUCAGCAUGUUGUGGUCCAUGGUGAUGACGCGGGUGUUCGCGGAGGGCCGCAUCGUUUUAUUCCGGCGCUCCAAACGGCCGGCGUCGGGGAACGUGGGAGGCGGGAACGUGGGAGGCGGGAAGGCGGGAGGCGGGAAGGCGACGAAAGACGAGGGAGUCAAAGCUGAGGUUGGCGUGGACGGCGGCGUGAAGGACGACGGUCAGAUGCUCAGAAAGGUGGUCAACUUCCUGGAAGCUCUCGAUGCAAAGACCCAGGAAAGUUACAGAAAUCAGAUGUUUGCCAGCAAUCUGGACCACAAAUUCUUUGUUUUCUACUUAGUUGCUAGCAGUGUGUACCUUAUUGCCAUGAAUGUGGUGAUGGCUGUAUAUCCGUGUUCACUAGACCAUUUUCAGUUUUGGUACAAUUAA
Messenger RNA from Pungitius pungitius (ninespine stickleback), 1193 nucleotides. RefSeq names its product 5-hydroxytryptamine receptor 3A-like. Gene Ontology annotation, biological process: chemical synaptic transmission; regulation of membrane potential; nervous system process. The record is from RefSeq and is a predicted model, not a curated record. Gene Ontology annotation, molecular function: serotonin-gated monoatomic cation channel activity; acetylcholine-gated monoatomic cation-selective channel activity. The transcript has 8 exons. NCBI's taxonomy places the organism in Eukaryota, Metazoa, Chordata, Actinopteri, Perciformes, Gasterosteidae. Gene Ontology annotation, cellular component: neuron projection; synapse; plasma membrane. Bases 6 to 1193 code for a protein of 395 amino acids.